Messenger RNA from Pelobates cultripes (western spadefoot toad), 14116 nucleotides. The record is from the annotation of a GenBank genome assembly. Lineage: Eukaryota; Metazoa; Chordata; Amphibia; Anura; Pelobatidae.
UGAGCCAAUCAGCUGGGAGCUGAUGUAAAGCUGUGGGGUUGACGUCAUUGUCCUGGCAUUCCAAGUAUUGGAGCCCGGAAAUAAGGUGGAAGGAGGGAGGAUACCGAGAGUUCUUAGUCCCCACCGGUGUCUGUGUCCGUGUGAGGAGCUCAUCGAACCCGGCAGGAUGAGCGGAUUCCGGCAGGAGAAUGUGGAGGACUUCUUCGAGAUGGGAGAGGAGCUGGGGAGGUGAUAGAAAUGAUAAUCUAUGACAUUAUCCAUAUAUUGUGUCAGUCUGUAUUGUAUUUCUCUCUCUUAUUGUCCUAUUAUUAUUAUUAUUAUUAUUUAUUACUCCACUUCAUAUACUUUUUAGUAGCUUCACUUCUUUAAUUUAUUAUUAUUAUUAUUAUUAUUAUUAUUAGUAUGUAUGAGAGAGACUCACAUUUGACGGUAAUGUAGGGGCUGAUUCUCUAAACAUCGCAUUGUGUUUAAUAUUGAAUUGAUUAAAAUUUGUCAAAAGAGCUGAUUGGAAAAAAAAAAAAUGAAAUAUUUUUUUUUAGAUUUGCUACAAUUAAAUUAUUAAAGGUUUACUUCAACUACCAUGAUCACUUCAGUGGUUUGAAGUGGUUAUGGUGAUAGGAGUAUCUAAUGUGCGGUGUACAUGCUGAGUGAUCGGCACCUUUGUGUGGGGGGGCCAGUUACACAUGUAGCACGUCUGGUCUGUUCCGGGAUGCCUAAUGUCAAUUCUGUGCAUGUUUCACAUCUGUCGUUGGUGCACACAGCGUGCUGACAACAGAUGUAAAGAUCUUUUCCUUUGCAGACAGAACACCUUCAAAGCUAAAUCAGCUCUGCCCUCCUGCCAUUGCUGACAUAGUUUUAUUUUUUGUUUUAGUUUUAUAUCCUCCCUACUCCCUCUCUGGCUCAGAGUGCUUAUGUUCACUUUGAACGGUCGAAAUGGCUCAAUCACAGGCUUCCCUGUGAGUAGCCUGUGAUUGGACCUCGCACAGCGGCCCUGAGGUCACAAAGAAGUGUAGAAAGCAUGAGCUUUGCCUGGCACUGGGUUUCGGGUAAGCUAUAACUUUAUUUUAUACUUUUUUAGUUAAGGCUGGAGGACAUAAAGUAUAAUGCCCUAUAGGGAAUUGUACUUAAAAAAAACAUAGAUAUUAAAAAAAAAAAAAUAAGUCGGUCUAACCCUGUAAAUGAAUAAGUCAGCAAUAAUUAUUGGUAUGUGCAUAGUGCCAACCUAUUCCGGUAUAGCUUUACAAUAUUAUGAAAGGGGAGAAAUGUAAAGGGAUACUACAGUCACCACACCAACUAAAGCUCAUUGUAGUUGUUCUGGUGAAUAUAGUCAGUCCCUGCAGGCAUUUAAAUAUUAUUAAAGAUUUUUACAUUUUGUUUUAGUUCCUCCUCCCUGCUUCUUACCUGGCCAGGGAGGGGGGAUAUGGCAUUCCCUGGUAGUCUGGUGGCAUGGACUCUGCAGAGGGGGCCCAGCAAUACUCUUAAUUCCCUUCCCAGCAGCUCCCUUCAGCUCCCCUGUCUAACUCUCGGGGCCAGAGUGCUGCGCAGAGUGUUGCCAUGGUAAACAGUGGCAACGCUCUGACAGUCGCGGGACUCGAGAGCUGAAGGGAGCUGCUGGGAAGGUAAGACACAGUGUGCUGCGGGCCCUCCAGGACCGCCGGGCCCAUGACAACCGUCUCGGUUGUCAUGCCCUAAUGGCGGCCCUGGUCUGCAUUAUUGGCAAUAUCGGUAUCUGUAUAGGCCGAUACCGAUAUUGCUGAAAAUUUGGGAUAUCGGCUGUGCAGUGGGAGCACAGCAAGCUCUUACUUACUUUCCCAGCAGAUCCCUUCAGCUCCCCUGUGUAACUCUUGCGGUCUGUGUGCCGUUUGGAGCAUUGCCAUGGUAACCCGUGGCAAUGCUCUGACGGCCGCGGGACUCGUGAGAUCUAGACAGGGGAGCUGAAGGGAGCUGCUGAGAAAGUAACGAAGUGCUACCUGCGGGCCUUCCAGGACCGCCGGGUUUGUAAUGGGCCCAGCGGUCCUGGUAUGUAUUAUCGGCAUCUCUAUUGGCCGAUAUUUCUGAAAAUACAGAAUAUCGGCCGAUUUAUAUCGGCCAGACCGAUAAUCGGUCGAUCCCUACUUUUGACCAAAGAGUACUUAAAGGGUUACUACAACCCUUUUUGAGAGGGGAAACUUUGUGGUGUAAUAUUCCCUACUGGGUUCUAUGGAUAAGGCCACCCUUCACUAUGCAGUAAAACCUUGAAUCCAGCGCCACUCAAACCUCCUGGCGGUGACUUCCAGGCACCUCUCUGACGUCACAACGGUGGUCCAAUCACUGAUGCACUGAAAAGAGGUAUUUAGGUAUAGGCUUUAAAAUAUUAACUUAAAAAAAAUCUUAAUAGUUUUUCUUUAAGGACGGCAUUCAACUUAGUACAGCCCUGUGAUAAAUGAGAAGAUCUAUCAAAGUGUUGUGUUCUGAAAAGUGGUGCAUAAAAAGGAGUUACAAUUGUGUCUGCUGGUUGAACUGUUUUGAUUUUUUUUUUGUUUGUUUUUUUUAUAUUUGCCCCAUUUAUUUUGCUCCAUUUUUUAAGAACACAUCACUUUAAUCUCCCCCAGUGUGUUCAUGGCACACUCUGAGGUUGCCUGAGGCACCUCAUUGUGCCAUGGCAUACUAGUUGAAAACCACUAUUCUACUCCAUGUCUCUGACCGUAAUAACUCAAUUUACUCAUCUAUUUAAAAAACACUACUUAUCUCUUCCAUAUUUUCAGUACUUGCUCUAAGUAAAUUGGUGUUCAGUGAUCUGAUCCAUCACCUCUACCUCGCAGGCUCGCUGCAUGGGUGUUCUUUUUGACUCCAACCUCUCCUUCACCGCUCAUGUCCAAUCAUUUGUCAAAUCCUGUCGCUUCCAUCUCAAAAACAUAUCGCGCAUCCACCCCUACUUAACCCCGGAUGCGGCUAAGGUGCUGGUCCAUGCUCUUGUUCUCUCUCGCCUGGACUACUGCAAUACUCUUCUCAGUGGUCUUACGUGUUCCCAGAUUGCACCGUUGCAAUCUAUAAUGAAUGCGGCAGCAAGGCUCUUUUUCCUGUCCGCCCACCCCUCCCAUGCCUCCCCACUCUGUCAGUUCCUGCAUUGGCUUCCAGUUGCAUAUAGGGCUCAAUUUAAAAUUAUGGUGCUUGCUUGCAAGUCUCUACAUAAGUUGCUCCAACCUACCUAUUCUCCCUAAUACACAAGUAUGUCCCGUUGAGGCCCCUACACUCUGCCAAAGACCUAGGUAUAUCCUCUGUCUGUACUCCCACCUCUAAUGCUCGCCUCCAAGACUUUUCCAGGGCUGCACCUCUUCUAUGGAACUCCCUUUCCUUCUCCGUAAGAAUUUCACCCAGUCUCCACUCAUUCAAAAAAUCAUUGAAAACUCACUUCUUCAAGAAAGCAUAUCAAUUAAACUGUUAGCAGGUUUUCAUCCCCCACCCUUCAUGACUCCUCUCUUGCAACUGUCAAAAAUUACCUACUAAGCUCUCAAUUAAUGCUUUUCUAUGAACCUACAUCGUACCCCUACUUUACCCUUUGUGUCUCUAUACCCCACUCCCUCUAAAAUGUAAGCUCAUGGAGCAGGGCCCUCCACCCCUCUGUUCCUGUACGUCCAGUUGUCUGGUUACAAUAACAUGUCUGUUAGUCCACCCAUUGUACAGCGCUACGGAAUCUGAUGGCGCUAUAUAAAUAAUAAAAUUAUAAUCUGAUGCAAGUCCAAUGCUAAAGAUAUGCUACUUUGCUAAACAAUAGGGAUACAUGGAUAUAACUUAAUUACACAAUAGGCAGCAAUUAACUAAAGCUGACUUUAAAGGACCAGUUUGAGUGCCAUAACAACUUCAUCGAUAUUAAGGGUGACAGGAGGUUUAUGGCACUGUCCCACCUUAAACCGACAUUGAAUGGUUUAACCCCAAAGUCUGUGUUACAUUGCCAAUUCUCUCUUCUCCACUGCCCUUACAUUUGUUAAAAAUCUGGAAAACUCAGACAGCGAUGCUGAUUAGCGGUGCUGCUGGCCACCAGUUCCAGUUUCCAGAUUCUGGGCAAGCAAAAGGACAGAGGGACAUAGUGAUUCGGCGCUGGAGCACAGAAUUUGGGGUUAAACCAGUAGCGUGCGAUUUAACCUCUAAAGAUGAGCCAGGGACCAAUGAAGUUGUUAUGGUGCCUUGAGUGUUCCUUUAGGUGUUAAUGCACAACUUGCAAUACCAAACGCUGACCAAUUACAUUCUUUUAUUUGGUACAUGUUGUUUGAUGUGUAAUCCAUCAUAUAACUUUUUUCAGAAAUGUAUUUACUUUCUUUUUUUUCCCUUUUUUUCUUUUUUUCUUUUUUCUUUUAGCGGUCAGUUUGCCAUUGUGCGAAAAUGCCGUGAGCGCCGGACAGGUAUGGAGUAUGCAGCUAAGUUUAUCAAGAAGCGUCGACUGUCAUCCAGCCGUCGUGGGGUCAGCAAGGAAGAAAUUGAGAGGGAAGUUGACAUCUUGAGAGAGAUUCAACACCCAAACAUUAUCACUCUGCACGAUGUGUUUGAGAAUCGCACAGAUGUGGUUCUGAUACUUGAAUUAGUGUCUGGAGGGGAGCUGUUUGACUUUUUGGCACAGAAGGAGAGUUUGAGUGAGGAAGAAGCAACCAUGUUCUUAAAACAGAUUUUGGAUGGUGUCCACUAUCUGCAUGACAAAUGCAUUGCACAUUUUGAUCUCAAGGUAUGACUCAUUAUUUUGUGUUAUCUCAUAGUUUUAAUGUUACAAAUUCUGUUCCAGUAAAUAAUGAUACAUGGCUUUGCUCCCUGUCCACACAUGUUUUUAUAGUGACCAAUCAUACUAAUUUAAAAACCAAAUCAUAUGUGUUCCACAUUAAUGCCUUUAGUAGUAUUGUAUUCUUUAAUGCUAGUUACAGUAAAGUGCAUGUAUUUCAGUACUGGCUAUUCUACAUUAGUUAUUUAGAUAAUGCCAUAAACCUAAUCUGCGGCAUUGUACAUUAGGUAAAUCAGACAAAUGAUUAUAACAAGACAUGACAUUCGACUUGGGACUUGUUUAAACAAGUUACAUCAUAAAAUACACCCAUUGAUUUCUUCUGGGAAAAGUGAAGUAUGUGCUUUAAGUUGACUUGUAGAUAUAUGCUAUCUAUCACAUGUGACAAAAUGAAAUUUUUGUCACAGUGGUAGGGAAAGGUGAAAUGAUAGGAAAUAAUUGUUUCCAGGAUUAUCUAUGUAUUUUAGAUCCUAUACAGACUGUGUCUUUAAUAGUGGAAAUUCACACACCUCUAUCUUUCCUACAGCCAGAGAACAUCAUGUUGCUGGACCAAAGCACUCCUAACCCAAGGAUAAAACUCAUAGAUUUUGGAAUUGCUCACAAAAUACAAGCUGGAAAUGAGUUCAAAAAUAUCUUUGGAACUCCAGAAUUUGUAGGUGGGUUACAUACCAGUGUGUGUAUGUGUUUUACCGUGUCCAUUUGUGAUUUAAUAUUUAAUAUAUAAAUAUAAAUUUUUUUAAAAUUUUUUUUUUUCCUUUUCUUCUUCUAUAGCUCCUGAAAUUGUGAACUAUGAACCACUGGGUUUGGAGGCUGAUAUGUGGUAAGACUGCAUCUGUUGUUUGUGAUUCAAGGGGAAACCUACAGAAACUGUUACGCGAAUUCAUUGUACAAAGCAGAGUUACAGGUCACAUUGUUCUGGAUCAAUCACGGCACAACCCUGUCUCCUCAUCCCCUGCUAAUGCCCCAUUCACUGCUGUUCAGUUAUAGCGGGAGCGAAUGAUCUGUUUGUGAAACUCCAAUAUACACAACACUAUCAUAGUGAACAGCCAGCGAGGUGAGAGGCGCUUACUAGUCAGGUUGAUGUAAGUGUUGGAGACAUACAGACACUAUGGGGGGACACUAGUUAUUCACUAAACACCAAAUUUUCGCAGAUUAAAUCCGAAGAGUAAAAUGGUGACAAAGUUGUAGAAUUUUUCAUAUCUGCUUUUUAAAUUUUAGAUCCUAUCCAGACAAAGGAGGAAAGAAUGGGUUUCAAAUACACCUUUUCAUUCAGACCUUGGUCCUCUGCUUAACCGAAUGAUCAUAUUCAUUUAAACAUGCCUUGACUUUGAACACCUAAACUCUCCAUGUAAAUAAACCCAGACACUCGCACAGAUAUAUUACAUUCACUUCACAGUUAACUAGGACAUUGAAUAUGCAGAGUCUGAGUCCCAGAAUAUUUCUUAACAAGAUAAAGGGGGAUACAGGUAGUAACAUUUGGCCCUGAUUUGCUCACAAAAUACUCUAGACACCUAGACCAUCUCAAUGAAGUAGUCUGGGUGCCAUGUCUUUUUCAUUUUCAUCCUGCAGUUGUAAACAUUGUUUUGCAGGAAUGGUAAUGUUUUCAUUGCAGGGUUAACACGUCUCUAGUGGCUAUCAGGGAAACAGCAAUUAGAGGUGCUAUAAACUCUGUUAUCGCUCAAAUGACUCUCAUUGAGAUUAUUUGAUUGGCGCAGUGUAGUGUUUUGCUGUGCAUGAUCAUUCGCUUUCUAACGCAAAGCAUUGGUUUAUCUGAGCUCAGUCAACAAAAAGGCAGAUCAGUCACUGCAAAAGGGGGGAGGGGGGACACAUAGAUUGGUAGGGGACACUAUAGCACUACUUUGCAAAGUAUUGUGGAAAUUGAACCUGGGAGAGUUGGUUUGUGUGGGAUUAAACACCUGCAACUUCUUACCACUUUCAGCUGUUGGGUGAAGGGGAAACUUGGGGACCAAAACUACAACUGUUGGCGUGAGUGCCACUCGUUCUCCAAGCUAUGGUUGGAUACGUUCUAAACUUGGCUCUAUGAUGUACCAUAUCAUUACAGAGCAAGCACUUGCUAAAGCCCAGCUUUCUCUGGCACUACUAUAAUCCAGGGAUGAAGCCCCUUCCUCCAGUAAUCAAGUAUGAUGGAUGGUGAUAGGUAGAAAAGUGUUGGGUUAGAAAGAGGGUGAUAUGUAUGUGGAGAGAAAGAGAGGCGUGGGGAAAAUUGGAAUGAUCAGGAAGUGGAAAAAUUACAGUUGAGGUAAAGAAGUAUAUGUACAUUCCUGCAUGCAUACACACCGCCACAACCCUACAUUUAUAGACCUGUGAAGACACCCCACAGAAAUACACGUUUUCGUUCACAUCUGUAUUGGUCGCACGUCUGUUAUAGCUGAUGUUGCAGCUGUACUCCAUCUAGUGGCAAAACCUAAAAUUGCCCCUAAUGAAAUAAUGCAUUACAGGGCUAGUAAUUGUUAGUGGUUAUUGGUCUCAUCUGGAUGAUGCCUAUAUAAACCUGAGAAUCAUACACUGUAACGAGAACAGUAUGUGAUUGGUCCCUGACUUGGAAUUCUGACCUAUCCCACUACGAUGUCCGUCCUUCUCCUCCAACACCAGGUACCCCAAUAGUCUUCUAGGCAGGAAUCAAUCCCUCUGCCUGCUCUGCCAGGAAUUGCAAGUAACUGGGCUGCUACAGGGGGUCUGAGCUUGGGAGGGUGUCAGUGUUGAGGACUGCACCUCUGGUGGGUACAGACCAUAUGAAGCACUCCCUUUCAGUCAACACUCACUAAUGGAGUCAGAGCACAGCCGCUGAGAUUCCCAGCCUGCUUUUGACUUACUGACCACCGGGACCAUGAUGCUGACUUUGCUGAGAUUAUUGUGGUGUGCACCCACAAGAAGUGUAGACCACAUGCCAAUACAUUCAACCUCCAGUGAAUAUAACCACUGCUUGACCCCACAACCUGCAAUAAAAAAACGAGCAAACCGUUUACACACAGACAUUAUGGGGGGACACUAGUUAUUCACUAAACACCAAAUGUUCGCAGAUUACAUCUGAAUAGUAAAAUGGUGACAAAGUUGUAGAAUUUUUCAUAUUGGCUUUUUAAAUUUUUAAAAAAGUUUUUAGUGAAUAAAUGUGCACGGCUUUUGGCAUGAGGUCCAAUCAGAAAUUUUGUGUAUCAGGACAAGUAGAUUGUCAUGAUGUACAAGUGGGCUGGAGUACUGCUUUAGCACUUUAGACCAGUAGUUAAUUUAUCAGCACUAAAGGAAGUGCAUUCUAUUCGAAGGGAGGUUUUUAGGCUAUAUGUGUAUGACAAACCAGCAGCUAAUUGUCAAACAAAAUAGUCUUGAUUUUCAUUACUUUAGCAUAUAUCGGGAAAAGCAAAGAGGUGACCAAUCUCUGCAUAAACCAUCUCUAUUUUGCCUAUACUACAUGUUUAAAGGAACACUGUAGGUCUUUAUCUUAGUUUGUGUCCGUGCCCCCAACCUGUCCCAUUAGUGUCCCUGUCUCCCACUCACCCCAAUUAGUGACUCUGCUGUAGCUCACCAAUUGGUGUGUCUGCUCCAUAUUGCUCGUCCUGGUGUCCAAACAGUCAGAGAGGCAUACGAUAAGUCCCGCCCCCUUCACAAAGCCUUUGACAUGCAGUAGCACUAAUCUAAAGACAUUGAUUUCUAAUAUAUGAUUCAAUUCUUGUUUUAGGAGCAUCGGAGUGAUCACCUACAUUCUGUGAGUAUAUUCUGUAAUCGAUACAACAUGGUAGUUAGAUGGGCUCCUUUUAAGGGACCUGUUUUUGUUUGAUGCCCGCAAUAUGUAUUCAUACAUACUAAUGAUGGGGUUUGUAUUUGUACAUACUGUAAAUUUAUGCCAGAGUAACAUCGAAUGUGACGGCAGAUAACCAUUCGACCCAUCUAGUCUGCCCAAUUUUCUAAAUACUUUCAUUAGUCCCUGGCCUUAACUUAAAUCUAGGAUAGCCUGAUGCCUAUCUCACGAAUGCUUAAACUCCUUCACUGUGCACUGUGUUAACCUCUACCACUUCAGCUGGAAGGCUAUUCCAUGCAUCCACUACCCUCUCAGUAAAGUAAUACUUCCUGAUAUUAUUUUUAAACCCUUGCCCCUCUAAUUCUAUGUCCUCAAAUUAGAGGGGCAAAGAUUUAAAAAUAAUAUCGGGUAUUGAGUAAAUUGCUAAAAGAUUGCCAUUUAAUUAAUUUGCAUUAAUAUCUUUGUAGUUAAUUUAGUUUUUUUUAUUCAAAAGUGAGAUCUCCUCUGCAUGCUUAUUGUUUUUUUGGGUUGUGUGAUUAUUAUUUAUUACUCCUGUUUAUUCUUAUUUUUAUUUAUUUAUUUAUUUAUUUUCUGCUUUACAUAGUCUCAGCGGAGCAUCUCCCUUUCUGGGAGAGACAAAGCAGGAAACCUUAACAAAUAUUUCUGGUGUUAAUUAUGAUUUUGAUGAGGAAUACUUUAGCAAUACAAGUGAAUUGGCCAAAGAUUUCAUCCGACGACUGUUGGUGAAGGACCCCAAGUGAGUGCUUUGUUUAAUGUCUCAACUGUGCCACUGGUUAAUUGUAAGGUAUUUUAAAGGCAUUUUUAAAAUUUACAGAUCAAAGAUGAACUUUUCCUGGAAACAUAACUGUUCUUUAUUUCUCUCUUAGGAAACGGAUGACAAUUGAUCAAAGUUUGGAGCAUUCAUGGAUUAAGGUUAGUAAAAAGAGAGAUUUGGAAUACAAAUUUUUGUUCUUAAAAUCUCAAAUCUUUAGAAGGCAGCUAAGGUGCUGGUCCAUGCUCUUGUUCUCUCUCGCCUUGACUACUGCAAUACCCUUCUCAGUGGUCUUACAUGUUCCCAGAUUGCACCGCUGCAAUCUAUAAUGAAUGCGGUGGCGAGGCUCAUUUUCCUGUCCGCUCGCACUUCCCCACGCCUCCCCGCUCUGUCAGUCCCUACAUUGGCUUCCAGUUAGAUAUAGGGCUCAAUUUAAAAUUCUGGUGCUUGCUUACAAAUCCCUACAUAAUGCUGCUCCAACCUACCUAUCCUCCCUAAUACACAAGUAUGUCCCGUCGAGGCCCCUACGCUCUGCCAAUGACCUACAUAUAUCCUCUGUCCGUACGCCCACCUCUAAUGCUCGCCUCCAAGAUUUCUCCAGGGCUGCACCUCUUCUGUGGAACUCCAUUUCCUUCUACCUAAGACUUUCACCCAGUCUCCACUCAUUCAAAAAUGUAUUGAAAACUCACUUCUUCAAGAAAGCAUAUAAAUUAAACCGUUAGCAGGUUAUUAUCCCCCACACCCCAUGACUCCUCUCCUGCAACUGUCAAAAAUCACCUACUUAGCCCUCAGUGAAUACUUUUCUAACAACCUACUUCAUAACCCUACUUUUACUCUUUGUGUCACUAUACCCCACUCCCUCUAGAAUGUAAGCUCAUUAAGCAGGGCCCUCCACCUCUCUUGUACGUCCAGUUGUCUGGUUACAAUUACAUGUCUGUCAGUCCACCCAGACAUGGAAUCUGAUACAACAGCGCUACGGAAUCUGAUGGCACUAUAUAAAUAAUAAUAUAGUGUAACAGACUACAGAAGCAUCUUAAAAUACCACAAAAAAAAAUCUUAUUAGAAAGGUGCCUUAGUAAUAGACCUUUGCCUGUUCUGGCUAGCUGGAAUUAAUUACUUUGUAAGGAUUGCUUUGUACAGUGGACACUUUUUUUUUUUUUUUUUAUAGUACUUGUUAAUGGGAUCUAACUUUUAUUUAUAAAUUAUUCCCUCUUUAGGCUAUCAAACGUCGCAAUGUGCGUCAUGAGGACAGCGGCAAGCGUCCUGAACGCCGGCGCUUGAAGACAACCCGUUUAAAGGAAUACACUAUCAAGUCACACUCUAGUAUGCCACCUAACAACACCUAUGUGAACUUUGAAAGGUUUAGCCAUGUGCUGGAGGAACUAGGUGCAGCAGAAGAUGCACUUCGUGAUCUUCAGAAGAGUCAGGCCACAUCCCGAGAAGACCUCUGCGCCCUUCGCUCAAUUUAUGAAGAGAAGGAAAGUUGGUAUCGUGAGGAGCAAGAGGCCGUAGGGCGCCAGUUGUCAGGUUUACGUCAGGAGCUACAACGUGGGGAGAAUCAGCGUCGCCAAGUUCAGGAAGACCUAAAGGGUACAAUGGCCAAUGCUAAUGGCCUUAGGAGACGCUUUGGCCGAUUAGAAAACCGAUAUGAAACGUUAACAGCUCAGAUAACUGCAGAGAUGAGUUUUGUAGAAGAGUUACUAAAAACUAUAGAAAAAGAACGGAUAGAACAGAUGGAUGUCAGAGGAGUGUGCUGAAAAGUGGAGGUUAUGAGCUUUUACAGAAAAUGGAAGUGUAGUGAAAGGGAAAAAUAAUGGGGUUGCUGAAAGAAAAAGAUUUAACUAACAGACCUGGUAGCACCUGUCUGAGUUUGUUGGGUACUCCAGGUCAAAAGAUAUUUUCUGAAAUAUAAUGGUGCUGAAAGGUGAAGAAAGGGUUUGUUCAACAAGUGUAAUUAAGAUGGGACUAAAAAGGAGCUUGCUUAAUUUAACCUAAAUUGCAUUUUCUUUCAUAUUCUCUACUAAGCUAGCUCUUGCUGCAUGGAAUUAUGUACACGGUAUACAGGUGCUUCAUGGAUAUGAAGUAUAACUUCUAGGCUUUACAGAACCUACCAUGAAUUAACCAGAAUGAUGAUGAAAUAAACUGUGCUUUUCUAUGGGGCUUGUGCAUGACUUUUUUCAGGUGUGGUUAUUGUAUGACUGUCACAGAACCUGCAAAAUGUAACCUUCUUAUUAAAUUUAAUUUUAUACAAAAAAAAGCUUAUGUUUUAACGAUAUGUUAAAUAUGUUUGUAACAUGUAACACUUCUAAAGAGUACUAUAUAUGAAAUGGUAAAUAAACCUCAAUUUUGCACAUGUACAGAUUACUCUGUGAUGCCACCAGGGGGCGGCGUUUACUUGCGCACUAUUAAACAACAUUUCUCUCUUAACUUUGUCCCGAUUCUAAAGAAGAAUUGGGAACUGCUUCUAUAAUGGCAUCCUCUAUAAGACUACUUCUUUUUUUUGAAGGGCAUUUAUAUAUUUGUAGAUCCUGUCUGUCUGCACUUGGAAAAACAGAGGUCCAAGUGUUUGUUACUGUAGGACAGGAGAUGGAAUGUUGGUCAGAGUGACCGACACUAGGAUUUCACAUCUUGGUGAAGAGUUUGUUUUCUGUCUCACAUGCAUCUAACAAAAUUUACACAUUUUCUGAAAAGAUCAUGGAGAUUCACGAAAGGCAAUGUAGCAGCUCAGUAUGUGUAUGAAGUAAUGUGUCGGACAGAUUUAGUGCCCGAUUUUGUGUAUAAAAAAUAAAGCUUUAUAUAUUCCUGCGAUUAGUUUUUUUUUUUUUUUUUUUAAAUCUAGUAUCUACAGAGAAAUGUAUCUAGAAAAAGGGUCACAAAAGCUGUGCAAAGAUAGCAAUGAAUUAACUUGAUUUUUCAUUCGUUGGUGAAUUUUAGCAUACUAGCUGUGAAUAUAUAUGCGUACAAUUGGAUACAUCAGAUUACAUUUUCUAGUAAGUGGUUGCGAUUUUAAAUUAUAAAAUAAGCAGACAUUUGUGAACUAUGCCAGCUGUUAGGCUGGCUAAGCAUCAUGGGAAAUGGUGACUAUAAGUAACUUACCAUCAGUAUUGGAGACACUUUUAAUUAUUUUCAUGGCUGCCAUUAAUAUAACGUAUUUUUACGAGAUGAGCCAUUGCUACAGUGACAUACCAUAUGUACUCAGGUGCAGUAGCCUACAUGGCAUGUACAUAACAGUCACAUAAUCUGCUCUGUAGUACAAACACCAGGAAGAGGCAUAGGCAGUUUCUUUGAUUUUCACAAUGCAAUGUUACUUUGCUUUAAACCUCGACAUAUUUCCAGGUCAAAGCAAGAGUUCACACCAGGCUUUAAAGAGGCACUUUUAGUACUGAGGUAGAUGUAUACCUCAAUGGCUAACUAAAAGUUAACCACGAGUUUUAUGUUUUUACAUAUCUGGCUAUUUGGGUGCAGGCAAGAUAUUCCAUGUAGAUUUAAGGGACACUCUAGUCACUAUAGCAACUUCAUCUCUCUGAAUUGGUUAUAGUGCCUGUAACCCCUAGGCAUUGUCCCGCCAAUGUAAAACCACUUGAGAGCAGUUUUAACAUUAAGGGUCCCUGGCCACCACAGUCCAGCCCCUUCUGGAGGCUGGGUUGUGGGUGGCCAGUGUGUAAUCUGUGGCUAAGGCAGAGAUUACACACUUCCUUGUAGUCAUUCCCUUCAUACUGUCAGUUGAAGCUCUGAUAUGCUUAAAGCAGUCAGCUUACACUUUUAGCCCAUCAGAGGUGUCCAUCGCUUCUCAGGCUAAUAUGUCCUCAUUAACCAAAGCAGCACAGAAGGGAUGGGCUGCUGGUGACUCACAUUUAGCAUAAAAAAACAGUUUAAUGCUGAAUUAAAUAACAGUAGCACAGGACUCCAGACACUAGAACCAGUUUAAUGAGAUGAAGCAGACACCAGUGUGUCUUUAAUCCCUGCUGUACAAUACACAAUGCCACAUGUACACAAACUGCACUAUUGAAGACCUUUACAAAUGCAUUUUUUAUGGCAUUUCUGUACAGAUAAGUCACACUGAGCAUGUAGGGAUGCAGAGGUAUGGCUAGGGGGAAGUUGUUCAACCUCUGUAGCACUACACAUUCCUGUACAUGUUUCAAAAGCAUUUACUAUGUGAGGAGAAGAGGACCAAUGGCCAGAGAAGUGACCGUUCUGCUUUAAGUAUUAUGUCUACCAAUUUCUUUAGCUUUUGGCUCUCGGUACAGUAUAGGGAACAUCCGCUCAGUACGAACAUUCUCACACAGCGGUUCUGUAGGGAACACUGAUGGCUUGCAAAUUCUAUAAGGACAUUUUAAGCCAGUAAUUCAAAAUGGCAGAUUUGAAAAGCAUUCAAGUAAGAAAGGGAAAUGGAAAUGUUUGCCUUUGUCAGUUACAUUUUGCUGCCAGUUUGUGGGGGGGUUAUUUUGUGUUGAGGUCAUUUUGUUUAGGGGUGACCACUAGCAUGAAUUUCCUCUUUAUUGAACCUAAUCACCUUCAAGAUGUUUGACCUUCUAGGGCUUACCAUUAAGAAGUACUUCAUUUAAAAAAGUUACCUUUUUAAGUCACAACUACAAUGUUUAAAAAUUAUCUUUUUUUUUUUUUCAUCUUUAACCCCUUCAGGACUGGACUGUUUUGGCCAUGUUGUACAUUAAGGACCAGAGCUCUUUUAACACUUUUGUGGUGUUUGUGUUUGGCUGUAAUUUUCGUCUCUCUCAUUUACUGUUCCCAUACAAAUUAUAUAUUGUUUUUUUUCAGGACAAAAAGGGCUUUCUUUACAUACCAUUAUUUGUAUCAUGUGAUAUAAUUUACUUUAAAAAAAUAAAAU